AUGAACUACCAGAAUUUGAAGUGUUCGGAAUUAAAGGACCUGUUAGCCAAAAGGGGGCUGCCAUCCCAUGGAAAGAAGAACGAGCUUCUAGAACGGCUAUUAAAUUAUGAAAAAGAAAACCCCCAUCUGGUGAGCAGUCCAUACAUAUUAGAUAGUGGGAGCAAUAAAGGGAACAACUCCGACCAGGGGACAAACCUCGAAGCGUCAUCGUCCACGGAUGCUCAAGGAGGCAAUCCAAACAGCUUAGAGCCAAAUGUGGAAAAAUCCGAAAAGGAUAUUAGCCAAAUAGAAGAAGGAGGAAGCGACGAAGGAGAAAAUAUAAAUUACAAGGCGUCUUCAUCACCAUAUAUUGGAUCUCAAAAAAAAAAAAAAAUUUUAUCUGUUAAUAACAGAGAAGACGAUUUUAACAAAACAGGCUUAGGAAAAAUGAAAAAUUAUUUUAAAAACAUUCUAUCCUCCAAUGCCAAGGAUGAGGGGUCUAAUUCUAACAAAAAUGAAAAAGGGGAUGCAAAUAAAAACGGAAGUCAAAACAAUGACGAGAAGAAAACGAAAAUGGUCAUUCCUAAAAUUACCUUUUCCGAAACUUCCCUGUCCACCAAGAACACCCUGCAGAAGAAUAUUCUUUCCCCCCCAGAAGAUGAUAAUCUGUACCUGACGGAGGAGAAAAAGAGGGAGCUACGAAAAAAGCGAUUCGGCGUCGUUUCCAAGGAUGAUGUCCUGGAGUCCAGAGCCAAGAGAUUCUGCAUUGUGACUCAAAAAAUGGAAAAGGAGAACAGGAAGAAGAGAGCGGAGCGCUUCGGCAUGAACAUGGGCAAGCUGAACAACUCUGAAAUGAAGAGGAAGCGCGCCGAGAGGUUCGGCCUGGUCCAAGAGCGUGAUAAACUGGAAGCCAGGGCCCUCAGAUUUGGCAUAAAAUAA
Molecule: messenger RNA, 918 nt
Organism: Plasmodium coatneyi
Lineage: Eukaryota; Apicomplexa; Aconoidasida; Haemosporida; Plasmodiidae
Exons: 7
Coding region: 1-918 (305 amino acids)
Biological process (GO): poly(A)+ mRNA export from nucleus
Cellular component (GO): nucleus
Source: RefSeq, a predicted model, not a curated record